AUGGUGUGGAAAUUUUGUUUGGUAGACAAUCUACUUUUUUUAAAAAAUGCAAAUGGAAACCACAAACGUGUUAUUGUUGAGGGCAUAAUGGCGGCAAUAAAACUUGAGGUGCAGACAUUGCACAGACAAAAACAUUAUGAACACAAUCGUUUUUAUGGACUGUGCAAGCAACUGUAUUUCUUUAUACCAAAACCGCUUGUUAGAGGGUUUGUGCAGAAUGCAAUAUUUGUGCACAAGCACAACCUCUAA
Messenger RNA from Vairimorpha ceranae, 249 nucleotides. RefSeq lists its product as hypothetical. The transcript has a single exon. The record is from RefSeq and is a predicted model, not a curated record. The coding region runs from base 1 to 249 and encodes 82 amino acids. NCBI's taxonomy places the organism in Eukaryota, Fungi, Microsporidia, Nosematidae.